This is a messenger RNA of Oncorhynchus tshawytscha (Chinook salmon), 1959 nucleotides long. Its product is annotated as serine/threonine-protein kinase pim-3-like. The transcript has 4 exons. Gene Ontology annotation, biological process: protein autophosphorylation; negative regulation of apoptotic process; regulation of mitotic cell cycle. Gene Ontology annotation, molecular function: protein serine/threonine kinase activity; ATP binding. The record is from RefSeq and is a predicted model, not a curated record. NCBI's taxonomy places the organism in Eukaryota, Metazoa, Chordata, Actinopteri, Salmoniformes, Salmonidae. Bases 329 to 952 code for a protein of 207 amino acids. Gene Ontology annotation, cellular component: cytoplasm.
UCCUUUAACUGUGACAUUUGUGUUGCAGCCAGUUUCACCUCGCUCUAUAACGUGGGCAAGUUGCUGGGACAAGGAGGCUGUGGGUCCGUCUAUGAGGGAACACGAAAGGAAGAUGGGAGAGAAGUAAUCAUCCCUCCCUCUCUUUCCUCCCUCUUUAGAUCUGUCCAUCCACAGCAUAAGACAUUACCACAAUUAUGUUGAUUAUUCACAACGUGCUUCUCCCUUCUCCGUCACUCAGGUCGCCAUUAAGUACAUCCCUAAGGGUGUAUCGGAGUACUACCUUACAAUUCCUGGAACAACGCACAGGCUGCCCCUGGAGGUUGCCCUGAUGCAGAUCGUGUCGCGGCCCCCUGUCUGUGAACACGUGCUGGAGCUGGUGGAUUGGUUCGAGCAGCCCAGGAAGUUCAUCCUGGUCCUGGAGCGUCCCACCUCCUGCAUGGACCUGUACGACUACUGUGAGACGAUGGGUGGGAAGCUCAACGAGGCCAUGGCGAGGGUCAUCAUGCUCCAGGUGGUUCUGGCGGUACGGCACUGCCGCGACCGCGGCGUCAUCCACCGCGACAUCAAAGUGGAGAACCUGCUGGUGCAGACGGACACUCUGAACGUCAAGCUCAUCGACUUCGGCUGCGGGGAUCUGCUGAGGGAGAAACUCUUCAGGGACUUUGCUGGCACUACUGAGUUCUCCCCCCCUGAGUGGGUUCUGGAUGGAAAGUACCAGGGGCGCAAAGCCACCAUCUGGUCCCUGGGUGUGCUUCUGUUUGGCCUGGUCAACGGUGACCUGCCCUUCAGGAAGGAGGCCGAAAUCAUCCGAGGACGCCUGCGCUUCAAGAGAGGGAUCUCCAAAGAAUGCAGAGACCUGGUCCGCUGGUGCCUCAAGCAAGACCCUCUGAAGAGGCCCGUUCUGGAGCAGAUCCUCCUGCACGACUGGCUGUCGGACCGGGCUCGCCCCUAAGUCCGUGUCCGUUGCAAAUGCCAUAAGAAAUACUGAUAUGAAAUACAUUUAUUACAGUGUCAUCAAACAAUGUCAUGUCGCAUAUUUUAAGUCAUACCUAUCAGAUCUUUUACAAAAUCCAUUUAUCCAUUCUGUAACUGACAGCUCUUGUUUGUUACUCUCGGUUUUUUCUUUGCAGGUUCUAUAGCGAUGUAAGCAAAUUCAGGAGGGUAGGGGUGGGAACUUGGAGUGGGGAGAGAUUUUGGUCAUUUGGAAUUAGUAGCUGUUAGUACCAAAAACAACAUCCCCUUUUAUGGUACUUAACUGGACAAUUGGGUCUUAAAAUUCUUUCGUGUUCAAAACCAAACCCUCCUCCAACAGAAUUAGCCAAAGACAGCAUCGAAAAAGAAGAAGGAAGAAGAGGACACCAAAAAUCACCUGAUAUCACAUUUGAUCUGCGCAACCAACUGGGAAUGAGGACUGAAAUUCAAAGCAGCUCUCCAGGGAACAAUUUUGCAGAACAUGAAGGGACACUCCAAUUGUAGAUAGGACCUUCAAAACAAUGCUGAGUUCUUACCCUCCUUUUGUGCUGCAAGGGCUUGAAGAGAGAUUGUAACAGGGAUAAUGCUUGGAGAUUUUGCUACUCUGAUGAGAGAAAAUAUGUUUUUUAUUCAACCCCUGUACAACAUCUUACCUUCGCCUUUGAGCUGAUGUUGACAAAGGGAGGAUACAGAAACUCUCCAUAGAAUAACAACUUUAGGUUCCCCUAGACUGCACUGAGCCAGCUACCACUGUUCUAGUACUGAGCUUGAAGAGAACAACAGCCGAACUGGUAGGAAACUCCAACAGGAAGAGACCUUCAGAAAGACACCGCUGAGACCAGGUCUGACCUCCUCUGCUGCAAGGGCUUGAAGAGAGAUAGUACUCGAGGGGAGUGAAUUCCAAUCGACCCCUUUACAGCAUAUUACUUUCACCUUUCAGUGUCUCCCGAGUGGUGCAGCGGUCUAAGGCACUGCAUCACAGUGUAA